Molecule: messenger RNA, 743 nt
Organism: Pseudonaja textilis
Lineage: Eukaryota; Metazoa; Chordata; Lepidosauria; Squamata; Elapidae
Source: RefSeq, a predicted model, not a curated record
CCGUUCGGCUAAUCCGCGGCAGGUGAAGGCGCAGGCAGAGCGAGGAUAAGGCGGAGGCGCGGCCGCUGCGCUCCCUUCUCUGAGGAGGCCCGUCGGUGUCCUUCCGCUCGCGCGAGCAGAGAGGACUCCUGCUGCUGCUGCUUCUCCUCCUCCUCGGCGUUUCUCUCUCUCUCUCUCUCUCUCUCUUUCGGCCUGCCCCGCCAUUACGAGCUGCCCUCGCCGGCUCCUCCGCCCUCCGCUUCGCCGUCUCUGCGUUCCUGAGGAAAGGCCAGCGCCCCAUCCCCGGCGUCGGGCUGGAGCCCCCAAACCCCAACAACGCUUCCGCCGCCAUGGCACAAAUCUUACCCAUCCGCUUCCAGGAGCAUCUCCAGCUCCAGAACCUGGGUAUCAACCCAGCCAACAUCGGCUUCAGUACUUUGACCAUGGAAUCUGACAAAUUCAUCUGCAUACGAGAGAAAGUGGGAGAGCAGGCUCAGGUGGUCAUCAUUGAUAUGAAUGACCCGAACAAUCCGAUCCGCCGGCCAAUUUCGGCUGAUAGUGCCAUCAUGAACCCUGCUAGCAAAGUGAUUGCCCUCAAAGCCGGGAAGACCCUUCAGAUUUUUAACAUUGAGAUGAAGAGCAAAAUGAAGGCUCACACCAUGACGGAUGAUGUCACCUUUUGGAAGUGGAUUUCCCUGAACACCGUUGCGCUGGUCACCGACAAUGCUGUUUACCACUGGAGCAUGGAAGCCUACUGGGAAUGA